This is a messenger RNA of Vespa velutina, 1011 nucleotides long. RefSeq lists its product as uncharacterized. Bases 354 to 890 code for a protein of 178 amino acids. Lineage: Eukaryota; Metazoa; Arthropoda; Insecta; Hymenoptera; Vespidae. The transcript has a single exon. The record is from RefSeq and is a predicted model, not a curated record.
UUAUUUUUUAUACAAAUUUUUCGUAUUGUUCUUAAAUUUAAAAUAAUUAUUUGAUAUUAGUUUGAUAAUAGUUUAAUAUGUUGCGAUAAAUUGAUAUGAUAGAAAGGCGAAAGGUUUUCAUUAUUAUAUUUUGUUUUAUUAAUAUGCUUAUUAAUGUGCUUAUAACAUAGUUACUAACCUGCUAGUAAACCUUUUGUAUUGUAAUACCUACAUGAUGAAUAUAUUAAGUGAUCGAUAUUACUUAAAUUUUUUCUUUUAUUGUUUGAACUUUUUAUGAUCAAACUGCAAAAAAGAAAAUAAACGAUUUACAAAUACAUUGUAAAUAAUUAGAGUACAACAUUGUAGAACUUAAUAUGCUAUCUUCUUUUAUGUUCAAAACUAACAAUCGAAACUAUAUCAAUAACCUUAUGAUUGUCUUCUCUUUUAUUCAAUAUUAUGUACGCAUUGAGAAUGAGUAUAUAUAUCAUAAACAUGGUAUGGCCUUUUAUCGAUUGAAUCAUAGGUCUGAACACAUUGAUUCUUCUGUCACAAUGUCUUCCUCAUUCAUUGAUGAUACUUUGGAUGGAUAUAAGGAAACUGUGGAGAAGGACACAUCGAUGAUAGUGCCAAAUAAAAAGCAGUUGGAAUUAAACAAAAUUCCAUUAGAAGAUGAAAAGAAACAACAGUUCUUCAAACUUCUUCACCUUGAGAAGAAAUUGGACACAGAAUUUACCAACUUGAAAACUUCAAGAGAAAAAUAUCCUUCCAUGAAGCAAACUACAAACCUUUUGCAUGAAUAUAAUGAUAUGAAGGAUGCAACCCAAGUUGUAUUUGGUGCUAUGGCUCAAAUAAAUAAUAUCACAGUUAAGAGUUUACAUAAAGAUUAUGGUUUACCUACUAAUGACAGCUGAAGGCUUUGCUGAUUGUACAGUCAUCUUCUUCUUCAAAUACUAACUUCGUUUAUUGUUAAAAUGCACUACUGUGAUAUAUUUUUUGUAUAAUAAAAACCACUUUAUUCGAUUAUGAACAUUA